Molecule: messenger RNA, 807 nt
Organism: Pseudovirgaria hyperparasitica
Lineage: Eukaryota; Fungi; Ascomycota; Dothideomycetes; Acrospermales; Acrospermaceae
Exons: 2
Coding region: 1-807 (268 amino acids)
Cellular component (GO): mitochondrion
Source: RefSeq, a predicted model, not a curated record
AUGGCGCCUGUGACGACGUGGAAUACGAAGAACCUGGGUCUGCGACUCGGAGUCGAUCUAGCUUCAGCUGCAACAGCAGGAGCGCUCGUAGCUCCAUUGAUCACCAUCAUAGACCGUGGUAUAAUCGAAAACUCGUCCGGGCGCAACACGCUCGGCCAGAGCCUCCAGUCCCAGCUCAAAAACCUCCUCCUCCGCCCCCAUCGCUUCCUCAUCUCGAAGCCCUUCGCCCUGAUCUUCGCCCUCUACACGGGCACAUACAUGACCGCCAACGCAAUAGACACGGCCUCGUCCACGCUGCGCUCAGAGAGUGCAGACAAGGUGACAUCCGGCCUGCCCAAGUUCCUCGCCACCUCGACGGCCAACCUCUCGCUCUGCCUCUACAAGGACUCCCAGUUCACAAAGCUCUUCUCCACACACAAGUCCCCGCGCCCGGUGCCGCCACUCACAAUGCUCCUGUUCGCACUGCGCGACUCCUGCACCGUCUUUGCCUCCUUCAACGUCCCGCCGUUGCUCGCGCCCAGGCUCGCCGACCGCUUUGGCGCGGGCCUGGAAAGACACGUUAGCAGUGCUACGGCGGCGCAGUUCCUCGCGCCUGCUGCCGUGCAGGUUGUCAGUACGCCGCUGCAUCUGCUCGGGCUCGAUCUGUAUAAUCGGGACGGGGUGCGGGCGCGCGAGCGCGUGGCUAAGGUUGCGUCGGAAUGGGGCAAGAGCUGUCUUGCGAGGAUCGCGCGGAUCGUGCCGGCGUUUGGGCUUGGGGGUGUUGUGAAUGCGCGGAUGCGGUGUGGGUUGAUGGCGGGGGUUGAGUAG